GGACGGCACGGGAAAGAAGAUCGGGGACGACCAUCAACUUCCCCUGAGGACGAUCCAGCGGCGUUUUCACGAGAAAAAAGGUUUUUCGAAUGUCCUAGCGUCAGGAAGAUGCUACGAGAAGGCCAACCCUUUGGGGACGCCGAAGUACAAGAUGUGAGCAUCGCGGAUGGUGGAGGAAGGGAGACGCCGCAGACCGACCUCACCGAUAUUCAGAGGACUCGGAGGAGAUGUCUCAGUGAUUGGUGCUACUCAGAGAACUUCCACCCGAUGCUUCUCAUACAGGUCUUGCAGGAAGCGGCGGAGUCCUACAGAUGUAUAGACUCCUAUUAUCAUACCCAGGACAACUCCUUAUUCAUCGUCCUCCACAACCCCGCAAACCCGUACCGUCAGAGCCAGGAAUCCUGGGACAUGGCGCUCCACUCCAACGUCAGCUUCAGAAAUUAUCUGGAGUUGGUGGCCGACUCCAUCUCAAACUGGGUGCAGGAUGAGGAGGCGACGUAUCGGGAGAGGCUGGAGAGG
Molecule: messenger RNA, 519 nt
Organism: Staurois parvus
Lineage: Eukaryota; Metazoa; Chordata; Amphibia; Anura; Ranidae
Source: the annotation of a GenBank genome assembly